This is a messenger RNA of Thlaspi arvense, 4833 nucleotides long. The record is from the annotation of a GenBank genome assembly. NCBI's taxonomy places the organism in Eukaryota, Viridiplantae, Streptophyta, Magnoliopsida, Brassicales, Brassicaceae.
GUAAAUUUAUCGGUGCCAACAAUUUUUUCUUAGAACUCUCACUUCGUCACCGGAAACAAGCUCUCUCCUCUAAAUCCUACACAUAAUUCCGGCGAGUACCUCAAAUCCAAAAUCACAGUUCGUGCAAGGAGACUUGUUAAUACUAGGCAAGUGCCGAAUUUGAUAGAAUUAUGAUUUCUGGUGGCGCAUGGUAAAGGUGGUUUUGGCGGGGUUUAUUGUGAGCUCAAUGGGUGAAGCAGAUACGGUGAUUGAUUCCACAUGUUUAGGAUUGUUCUUAUACUUGUAUGCAUACAAGCAGUGAUCGUCAUGGCCUUCACUUGCUUCAAGUAAGGAUAAACUUGUUUCAUUCUGGCUCUCCUUUCCAGUUAAUGUGGCUGUCACGGUUACAAAGUUUUAUCUGUGUAGUGUAAGUGCUAACUACACGAUAUGGGUGUUAAGUAUUAAAUAGUAAAUUAGUAAUGCAAUAUAGUAUUUACUAAAUCUUGUGGGGAAAGUUUGCAUUUUGUCAGAAAUUUUGGAGACCAUUUCAAAGCCAAAUAAUAUGGAUAUACAGAGAUCACGCGUUCUUGUGUAUGUGGCUUCUAAAUUAUUCACAUGGAGUUAAUGUUCUCACUUCUACUACAUUUUAGUUAUAUAUUUAACAGAGAUUUUGCAACUUUAAUUUCUCCAAAAACUUAGGAAAACAUGUGGGGAUUAACAAAUUAGAAGAGAGGAACAAGCAAGAAAACAAGGAACACCUUAUUUUUCACUAAGUCUCUUUACCAUUUCUUGUAUUUGACUUUGACAAAGUUCUUGACCUAUACUACUACUCUACACUAUAUAUAAAUCAAAUCUAGAAUGAUUGUGUCAUUAUCGUAGUAAUGUAUCUAUAAUAGAAUUUCUAUCAGCUUUUGUUAUGACACACUAAUUCCCCUUAGCUAAAUUUAGUAAAUGACUAUCUUGUCAAAUCCUCUGUAUUAGAAGGUGGAAAUCUCUUCAUCCAUCGCCUCCUCUAUCUAAUACACCAAACUUCGUACAUAUCUUUCUUCUUUCCUCUACAUUUUUUUGCCUUUACGGUUUCGUAUAUAUACAAAAAAACUGUGGAAACACGAUCUCUGCAUAUAUUGGCUAGAUAAAGAAUCGUUCCUCUCCCUUCCUCUUGUAUCUCUUUUCCUAGUUCUAAUACAGGAAUCACAGAUCGUGCGGUAGAGACAAUGCAGAAAGUUUGCUGGCCUUACUUUGAUCCUGAUUUUGACAAUCUUGGUGAACGCAUAUACGGUCCACCAUGCAGGGUCUACAUUGAUAAUGACAGCAUCCAAGAUUGCACCGUUGUGAAGGUGAAUAGUGAGAACAAACAAGGACUUCUUCUGGAAGUGGUGCAAAUCUUGACAGACAUGAAUCUUAUCAUCACCAAGAGUUACAUCUCUUCCGAUGGUGGAUGGUUUAUGGAUGUUUUCCAUGUAAAAGACGAGCAUGGCAAUAAACUCACUGAUAAAAGCGUCAUCAACCACAUCAAACAUGCCAUUGGUACGAGUAGGCGAGAAUCUGAUUCUGUAAAGGCCAGUGAAGCUAAUAACAAUGCAAAUAACAGUUCCUUGGAACCACCAUUGAUUGAUCACGGCGAGCACACAGCGAUAGAGAUGACCGGGACAGACCGGCCGGGCCUCUUCUCAGAGAUAUUCGCCGCUUUCGCCGACUUACAUUGCAACGUCUUAGAAGCUCAUGCGUGGAGCCACAACGCUCGUUUGGCCUGCAUUGCCUAUGUCUCUGACGACAACACUCAUGCUCCCAUCGAUGACCCGAGCCGCUUGGCCUCCAUUGAGGACCACCUCAGUACUGUGAUCCGUGCCACAGCGGAUCCCGCCUCCAACUCCACACACGUGGGUCACAAGGAGAACGAGACGGAUGGGUUUCUAGCUGGACAAGGCAAAGGGUGUAUGAAUUCCAACGUGGAGAGACGGUUGCAUCAGCUAAUGCUAUCUGUGAGAGACUUCGACGAACCAUUUUGUGGGCCUUCCUCGUUGUCAUUAUUGUCUUCCAAGUUAGAGUACUGUGAUCAGAAGGAGAGGAAGACAACAGUAGUUUCGAUAGGGAAUUGCGAAGAGAGAGGUUAUUCAAUAGUGACAGUGAAGUCUAAGGAUAGAAGAAGGCUCAUGUUUGAUACAAUCUGCACUUUGGUUGAUAUGCAAUACGUUAUCUUCCACGCCGCUCUCAGGUCCGAUGGAGCUGAUGCUUUUCAGGAAUACUUCAUAAGACACAUAGAUGGAUGCGCAUUGAACACAGAAGGCGAGAAAGAACGGGUGAUUAAAUGCUUGGAAGCUGCCAUAGAACGUCGGGUUUGCGAGGGUGUGAAGUUGGAGCUAUGCGCAGAGAACAGAGUAGGCUUACUCUCUGACAUAUCCCGUGUGCUCCGUGAGAACGGCUUGACUGUUGUCCGUGCAGACGUGGAGACGCAAGGUCAGAAAUCGCUCAACGCUUUUUACGUUAGAGAUAUUUCCGGCAACAAAAUCGAUAUGGAGUUUGUGGAAUCAGUGAAGAAAGAGAUGAGACCGAUCCACCUUGAGGUCAAGAACGAAGACAGUGCCUCAUCGCAUGAACAGCCAGCCUUGGCUCCACCGCAACCGCAACCGCAAACGCAAACGCAAACGCAACCCCACCGUUUCUCGCUCGGUGAGAUCCUACGGUCACAGAUCGAACGACUUUCUCACAACUUCGUCCCAACCAAAUGAUUGAUACUAUUUAGGUAUUACUUGUCAUAUUGAUUAGAGAAAGUUGCAAUAAUUCAACAUUUUUUAGUAAUAAUAACACCAAAUGUAUGUUCUCCAUUAUAUCUAGACAUUAACGUACUACACUUGUUAGGGUAUGAGUUAGAAAAACCUAACAUUAAAUUGACCUAUGAUCCGUUCGAUCCCUUACGUAAGCUUCAAGUUAAGCCUACGUAGCCAAAUGGAGUGAAGUGUCAUGUGGAACGCAUCGAACCUCCUAGGCGGAUCGUUGAGCUCGAAAUGUCGCCUCACGUACCGCAAAUUACGUUUGAGCCGUUCGUAUUUCUCAUCGGAGAUGGACAUCAGGAUCUCCUUCAACCUCGGAAUCUCUGAAACGUCAACUUGUACGGAGAAAGUGUCCCAACGAAGAACAUCAACGAAGGGCAAAACGAAGUUAACAGAGAGAAUCACGGGGAUGCACUCGGCGUAGAUGGCUUCGGUGAGUCUAGGGCUAGCGACCUCGUAGCCACUGGGACAGAGGCAGAACUUUGAGCUCCUCAUGAAAUCGUAGUAGUUUAAGUGUUUAGGAAGGUAUUCAAAUACGGGCAUCUCCGGGUCACGCUGUUUCCAAUGUUCUAAAAGGAUCGGUCGAACCGGGCCGUGGACUCCACCUGCGAAGAACCCGAGGUGCGGCCUCGGGGAAGCCAUUAGGGAUUUAGAGAACCUGAGCUUCGGGUCGACCUCACCGCCGUAGAGUUUGAUCUCAGGGAGAGUCGCGUCUUUCGUAGGGUUAAACCCUUCUGACGAAUUAGCAUUGCACAUCACUCGGAUUGAUUUGUUGAAGAGAUCAUCGUUUGCUUUUGAAGUGAGAGGUCCCUGCAUUAGACAAAAAAAGAAACCUAUUUUUAUACCAAACUCUAGAUUACAUCCAUAGAAAGAAAGAGAAAGAUAGACAAAAAUGUGAAUUAAUUACCCAAUCGUGACAAGCAAGCAUGAAGUGAUCAGCUCCACUGCUUCGAUUCCAGAAAGGGUGAUUAGUGGAGAUUAAUCUGAUGUAAUCAGAAGCAAAAGUUCUCAAAGGCUCAGCGUUGAGAUUGUCGUCGUAUAAGUAUUUGACCAACCAAGUAACACUAAAGGGUAAGAAGUAGACAUGAGCUUGGUCCGGGUCGUAUGUACGGAACUUGGCCUUCGUUUUCUCCAUCUCCAUUAUGAAUCUGCCUUCAAUCGCGUAUACGCUCUUGCACGGUCCGGCGUGAGCUAACGGUGGCUCGCCUUCCUCGUAUACAUACACCUUAAACCUCUUCUCCAUUUCCAAAAAACUUACCGAUACAAAGCAGAGGGAUUACGGUAGACUUCUGGGUUUGGGAGGUCGAUGUUGAACAAUGUAGCGUUACGAUCAGAAGAAGAAGACGAAGAAGCUUCGAGAAUCGAAGUCCUUGCUUUGCUCAGUCCUUGUUCUACCAUUGAUCUCCGGCUUAGCUUUUUCGGUGUUUUCUGCAACUGGUGUUACUCGAUCUGACGGAGAGGAUCUGCUGAGAGACAUCUCGAGAAUCGACGACUCUGUUUUCUUCUCCGGCAUUGUAAACGAUUCUCCGGAGCUCAGUUUCUGGGAACGAGAAUUGGGAUUUCUGAAGAGAAUUGUCGAAGAAGGAAGUGGAACAUCGAGAGAUGAGGGAUACAAGUGCGAUUGAUCCAAAACAAAUCGAAAUGAAACCGAAUCUCGUGUAUCUGCGCUGAAACUCGUCCAUUUUCUUCUUCUGCGGAGAGAAGACAAGUACACCGUUUUGAUAUUUUCCGAGAAAAUGCUUUCCCGGGAAAGUUGAGAGAGAAAACAAACAAGCAAAAAAAAAAAAAAGAGUGAGCCUCUCUCUCUCUCUACUCUGACGAAAUGAAAAGGCGCGGAGAGAGUGAAGAUUGGGCAAAGUUUUGUUUAAUGGAGUUUUUGAAAAAGCAAAGAAUGUUUGGAAUUACACUCAUAAGUUAUAACACAUAUUUGCACCGUUCCAGUUUUAUACGCGGUUCAUCUAAUGUUUCCUUAUUUGUUAGGUUUUUUUUUUAAUGUUCAACAUACACAGUAUAAUGAUGAAACACCGAAAAUAAGUAACUAUACAUUUUCGAAAUAUCUUACGAUUUCCUACCAUUUAGCUCC